Molecule: messenger RNA, 2519 nt
Organism: Arabidopsis arenosa
Lineage: Eukaryota; Viridiplantae; Streptophyta; Magnoliopsida; Brassicales; Brassicaceae
Source: the annotation of a GenBank genome assembly
AUCCACCAUUCUAAGCUCUUUCUCUCUGCAAAUCUCCCAUCAUUUCCAUAGCCUUCUUCUUCUUGUCAUUUCCCCUAAAUCCUUUUUGUUCGAUCUUUUGUAUUUUACCACUUCAUAAAGUAGUCACAAAACAACAUAGAUACACAUACAAUAGAGAUGGAUGCUGAAAAGAAGAGUGCUCAUUUUCGCCAAAUCUCAACUUAUAAACCACAACUACUUGUUCUCUCCUCAAUCCAAGAACAACCUUCUUCAAAAAUCUCAGACAAACCCAAUAUCAAAGCUGAUAAUGACGCCGAGAUUGGAGUUUUCGGAGCAGAAAAAUACUUCAGCAUGAAGCUAGAUCCUGUUGAUUCCUCUGCGGAUAUCACCAAGCAACACGAAAAGGAAAACACACAGGAUCAUCCUCAUCCUCAUCCUCAUCCCCAAUUGACGAAAACGACGUCGUCUAGAUCAAGAACAAGCCGACACGGAACGCCAAGUGUAAGAUCCGAGUCAAGUUACAACAGUCAAACCUUUCUCAUGAGGAUUAACAACAAUGAGAAUAAGCAACGGAAAACGAACGAGACAAGCGUCUCUUUUGGUGGGUUUAGAUGUUACGGUCCCUGCUCUGGGGUCAAAACCGUCCAUACCGACCCAAAAAUCUCCUGUAAAAGUAGAAAUUCCGAUCGGGAUUUUGUUGCUUACGACGCAAGAAAGCACAACGACAAACCAAGACUCCAUUUAGAAGCCAAGAAAGCGGAUUAUAAUGAGCCAGAGAAGAUCCCAUUACCUAUUCAAAGGUCCGAUAUCGCCAUGAACCUCGAGAGAAAGCUCUCUCUGCUUACAUGGGACGCAAUACCAAACCAACUCUCUACCAAAAACAACAAUCACAACAAUGGUAAUAACUCUUCAAUGAGCAGCAACACGCAAGAGGAAGAGACAGCAAGUGUAGCGAGUUCUGAUUUGUUCGAGAUUGAGAACAUAACGAGCAGUGUCUAUGAGCCGAGUGAGGCCAGCAUUGGAUGGAGUGUGGUAACGGGAAGUAUGGCAGAUCAAUCGGUGAUUUCGGAUUUCGAUAUGAUGAAGAGGGUCACGAGAAGUGGUCCGGCGGUUAGAACCAAACCGGUGAUUGGUGAGAAAGUCCGGUCGGCUGGGUUUUUGUCGGGUUGUAAGAGUCACAAAGCUGUCUCGGUUGUUGAUAGUUCUAGAAAAGCGAAAGAAACAGCCAAGGGUUUCAUCAGAAGUGAAUUGAAAAUGGUGGCAGACAAGAGCAAGAAGGCUAAAACCGAAGAAGAAAACGUCGAGCAAAUCGAUAGAGAGCUUGUCCUCUCAAUUGAAAAGCUUCAAGAGAUCCAAGACGACCUCGAGAAGAUAAACGAAAAGGCUAGUGAUGAAGUGUUGGAAGUGGAGCAGAAAUAUAAUGUGAUAAGGAAACCUGUUUAUGACAAGCGUAACGAGAUUAUCAAAUCCAUCCCUGAUUUCUGGUUAACUGCUUUCUUGAGUCACCCUGCUCUAGGUGAACUUUUGACAGAAGAAGACCAAAAGAUUUUCAAAUUUCUUAGCUCUCUUGAUGUUGAGGAUGCCAAAGAUGUGAAAUCUGGAUACUCUAUCACUUUUUACUUCAAUCCCAAUCCAUUUUUUGAAGAUGGAAAACUAACAAAGACUUUUACCUUUCUCGAAGAAGGGACAACAAAAAUUACAGCCACGCCUAUCAAAUGGAAAGAGGGCAAAGGCUUGUCAAAUGGAGUGAAUCACGAGAAGAAUGGAAACAAACGUGCAUUACCUGAAGAGAGCUUCUUUACCUGGUUUCGUGAUGCUCAACACAAGGAGGAUGUUGAGGAUGAGAUGCAAGACGAGCAGGUUGCGGAUAUCAUCAAGGAAGAUUUGUGGCCCAACCCUCUCAACUACUUCAACAAUGAGGCUGAUGAAGAGGACUUUGAUGGAGACGAAGAUGGAGAUGAAGAGGGAAAAGAAGGUGAUUCUGAUGAAGAUGAUGACGAAGAAGACGGAGAUGGUGAGGAAUGAUGGGAGGGUUCCCCAGAAACCACAUUUGCUUACAUGUCUUCUAUAACAGAGUGUGUAAAGUUUUGUGUGUUGUUGAAAGGUUUUUAAUUUUAAGCAAAAGUGGAUUAUGACGACAACAGACGAGCUUUUUUAUUUUACCGUAAUAGUUACAUCUUGUUGAAACCAUUUUCAGCCUUUUGUUGCAAAAUCCUGCUUAAAUGGUUUUAUGAGUCUUACAUAGCUUCAUCUUUUGUCUUAUUUUGUUACUUCAUAUCUGUUGUGUCUGUGUGACCUCACUGAAUAGAGAAUUCGUAUGUCAAUGGUGAAAAUGAGGGCUCUUUGUGAGAAUAUAGCGAUAUGUGAAUUUUUCCCUUUGUUCGUGAUCUGCUUGCCAGAUGAAUGAGUUUAUUUUCGUCUGGUAGGUAGACAUGACUCUGUUUUCUUUUAUCAAGAUUUUUGAGAAUCUCAUUGGAUCUUUUAUUGUUUGGUCUAUACUUUUUUGUUUUUGAUGUGCCUAAUGAAAUGAUUACCAACUC